AUGUGGGGUCGUCGUGUCUGGGAGACAUUCGGACAAGCCGACGCUUCCCCGGCCACCAGCCCGCGCGGCGGGUCGCGCCCCCCGACUUCGGCCGCACCCCGCGCGCCGCCCGCGCGGCCCGGCAGCAAGCCGGUCGCGGCGCGCGCUGCGCCGCGGCCCGGCGCCACGUCGGCGAGCGGCGCAGGCGGCGGCGGCGCUGCGACCGGUGGGCCUUUGGAGGACGAGGGGUCCCUGAGCGCAGGGUCCUACAACCGCUCUGAGGCGGAGGCCAAGCUUACUGAGCUGUUCGGGGAGGGCACCGCGGCGGCCCUCUGCGACCCGCUGUGGAAGGCGCGCCUGGAGGCGAUGGAGGCGGUGGUGGCGCGCGCCCAGGAGCCGGGCGCCGGCGGCGCCGCGCAGCAGCUGGUGCUUGCGCUGGCGCAGAUCCCCGGGUGGGACGAGAAGAACUUCCAGGUGAUGGCCAAGGCGUUUGAGGCAAUCAAGGCGGCGGCGGCGGCCCCGGAGUUUGGGAAGCGGGAGGCAUUCGCGGCGGUGUGCGGCGCGACCGACAAGAUGGCCGACAUCAAGCUCAAGGGCCCCGCCUCUGAGAUGCUGCUGGCCGCCAGCGAGGCCGUGGGGCCGUCCUUCGUCGCCGGCUGCCUGCACCGAAGGGCAGCGACCCACAAGAACCCCAAGGUCCUGACCGAGACGCUCAACUUCCUCACAGCUUCCAUCCAGGACUUUGGGCUCGCCCCCUUCGACGUGCCCGCGCUGCUGGCCUGGACGAAGGCAGACCUGGGCUCCUCCGUUGCUGGAACGCGCACGGCCGCCAUCGCGCUGCUCGGCGCCAUGCACUCGUUCCUGGGGCCCGCGCUUGGUGACAUGCUGAGGGCCGACGUGAAGCCCGCCCUGAUGACAGCCAUCGAGGAGAAGUUCAAGGAGUGCCUGCAGCAGCCGCCCGGCAGCUUCGCGCCCGCGCGGACGAGCAGGGCGGGCGGCGGCGGCGGCGGGGGCGGGGGCGGCGGCAGGGCCCGGGGCGGCAGGGGAGGCGCCGCCGCAGCGGCGGAGGAGCCCCCCUCCAUGGACGACCUCCUGCCGCGCGCCGACAUCAGCGGCGCCAUCGCGGGCCCCGUGGCGCAGCUGGGCAGCGCCAACUGGAAGGAGCGCAAGGCGGCGCUGGACGAGAUAGAGUCCGCGAUCGCCGCGGCGGGCGGCCGGGUGCAGGCGAACGUGGGCGGGGACCUGUUCCCGGCGCUCAAGGCCCGGAUGGCAGACACCAAUCGCAAUCUGGCCGUACAGGCCCUGGGCCUCGUGGCGAAGCUGGCCAAGGCCAUGGGGCGGGCCAUCAACCGCGAGGGGCGCUGCGUGCUGGUGGCGGCCUUCAAGUGCCUCACAGACCCCAAGAACAUGGUGCGCAACGCCGUGGUGGAGAUGGCCGAGGCCUGGGUGGCGGUGGCGCCUGCGGAGCCGCUGUUCGAGGAGGCGGCGGAG
Monoraphidium neglectum is the source of this 1470-nucleotide messenger RNA. RefSeq names its product microtubule organization protein. Gene Ontology annotation, molecular function: microtubule plus end polymerase activity; microtubule plus-end binding. The transcript has 12 exons. The record is from RefSeq and is a predicted model, not a curated record. Lineage: Eukaryota; Viridiplantae; Chlorophyta; Chlorophyceae; Sphaeropleales; Selenastraceae. The annotation marks the transcript as partial. Gene Ontology annotation, biological process: microtubule polymerization; mitotic spindle organization; establishment or maintenance of microtubule cytoskeleton polarity. Gene Ontology annotation, cellular component: centrosome; kinetochore; spindle pole.